CACGCCGCUAUUUACCGGAGGCCCGAUGAGGACGUCCCGUCAGCUCACCGUGGACUGAAAACUCCCCACGCAGCCUUCUUUUCACAUGUUUAAUUAGUAUUAUUGCGUCUCCAUACGUCUCCCGGUCUGAAAUAGAGCCAUGAAUCCUGACAUUUUAAAAGAGCGGCACAGCGCCACAUUCGACGUCGACAAGCUCACCUAUAUUGUGGACGGGGGUGCAGAAAAGACCAAAAGAAGACGAGAAAUAGAGUCCAUGGUUUUCAGCGACCCGGACUUUGACGAAGUGGAUCCAAACUUCCUGUCCGGCAGUGAACGCUAUGACCAGUCUGUCAGGAAAAGUGCUCUUAUGGUCCUGAAGAUGAGAGAGUAUGGCGUCGCCGACCCAGACGACAUCAUGUACUACAAGAGAUGUGUGCAUCGUGAAAGGCCAGAGCCCCUGGAUCUCCAUCUGGGGAUGUUCCUGCCCACACUCCUCAACCAGUCCACGCCAGAGCAAAUGGACCGCUUCUUCAUGCCCGCCUGGAACUUUGAGGUCGUCGGCACCUACGCUCAAACGGAGAUGGGCCAUGGCACACACCUCAGAGGGCUGGAGACCACGGCCACGUACGACCCGUCCACGCAGGAGUUUGUGAUGAACAGUCCCACUGUCAGCUCCAUCAAGUGGUGGCCCGGAGGACUUGGAAAGACCUCAAACCACGCUAUAGUUUUGGCCCAGCUUCACACUCGUGGAAACUGUCAUGGUCUGCACGCUUUCAUCGUCCCCCUCAGAGACAUGAACACACACCAGCCUCUGCCAGGUAUUGUAGUCGGAGAUAUCGGCCCCAAGUUUGGCUUUCACGAAGUCGACAACGGCUUUCUGAAGUUGGAGAACGUGCGAAUACCACGGGAAAACAUGCUGAUGAAAUACUCCAAGGUGGAGCCAGAUGGAACUUAUUUGAAGCCACCAAGUGACAAACUCACCUACGGCACCAUGGUGUUCAUCCGCGCCUACAUUGUGUCCGAGUCGGCCCGUGCGCUCUCCAAGGCCUGCACCAUCGCCAUCCGCUACAGCGUGGUCCGUCACCAGUCUGAGAUCCGACCGGGUAAGCCGGAGCCUCAGAUCCUGGAGUACCAGACGCAGCAGUAUAAGCUGUUCCCUCUGCUGGCCACGGCCUACGCCUUCACUUUUGUUGGCCAGUACAUGAAGAACACCUAUCAGCGCAUCAGUGGAGACAUCAGCCAGGGCGACUUCAGUGAGCUCCCAGAGCUCCACGCUCUCACUGCGGGUUUGAAAGCCUUCACUACAUGGGAGGCCAACUCUGCCAUCGAGGUGUGCCGCAUGUCUUGCGGCGGCCACGGUUACUCCCGAAGCAGCGCCCUGCCUGACAUUUACGUGAACUUCACACCGGCCUGCACGUACGAGGGGGAAAACACCGUCAUGAUGCUGCAGACUGCCAGAUACCUGGUAAAGAGCUACAGACAGGCGAAGGACGGCCAGCGGCUGAGCGGCACUGUGUCGUACCUGAACGACAUAGGAACCCGGAGGGUGCAGCCCCAGCCCGUCUCCGCCCGACCAGUCGUGGUCGACAUCAAUGACCUGAGCAGCCUGGUGGAGAUCUACAAACUGCGAGCGUCCAUUCUGGUGGAGCUAGCUGCAAAGAGCAUCCAGCAGGAGCUGCAGCGCAGGAAGUGCCAGGAGGAGGCCUGGAACAACAGCUCCAUCGACCUGGUCAGAGCCUCGGAUGCUCACUGCCACUAUGUUGUGGUGAAACUCUUCACUGACAAGCUGGCUGAGGUUGGAGACACAGCGAUUCACUCAGUCUUGUCGACGCUGGCUCUGCUCUACGCUCUGCACGGCAUCACCAGGAACUCUGGGGACUUCCUGCAGGCGGGCCUGCUGAGCGUGCCCCAGACGCAGCAGAUCCCCAGUCGUAUCAAGGAGCUGCUGUCCCAGCUGAGGCCCAACGCCGUGGCUCUGGUCGACGCCUUCGACAUCAGCGACAAGACGCUGCGAUCGGUCCUGGGACGAUACGACGGCAACGUUUAUGAGAACAUGUUUGAGUGGGCUCGCAGCUCACCUCUGAACGCCACAGAGGUCCAUGAAUCCUACUACAAGUAUUUGAAGCCUCUGCGAUCCAAGCUGUGAACCGACCCAGAGCGUAAACCCCCUUCAGCUCUCCUCACAGGCUCAACAGCAGCAGCCUCUCAUAUCAAAGCCACUAUCUUCUCUAGCUUUAAUCAGCUUGUAGUUAUCAGAAUAUUAGCUCGAACCCACUCCUUCUCUUUCUCUUUGCAGUAGUUUCGAUCUCAGUCGACCUCUCUAAAGACCACGGAACCAUGUUGAUGAAAAGAUAAUGAAAAUGAACCAGUCAUGGCUUUAAGAGACAGUGUAUUGUUGAUCAUUUUCUCCAUAUUUUUUAAAAUAAAAAUUAUGUCGUUUUCACUUUAGCCACAGGACCAAAGAGGACAGGCUCCACAUCCCUUGGCCUUCCUUCACCACACUUCCGUCAGUAUAAUGGAAUCAGAAAUGUGAGCGAUCGACAAAUUCUGAAAGCUUAUUUGGAUGCUGUAUGCAAGAUUUAUUGACAUUCAGUCCACUCAGGCCCAAAUCUGAGCCAUUCAGUUUGAGGAUGGGAAUGAAAGUGGGAAAUGAGAAUACAGCACAGAGAGUGGGAAGACGAGUUUGCCAAGGGAAAUACGAGCAAAGCCAAGAACGAAAAUGAACGUGAACUGAUGAACCUGCAUAAAAUAGCAGAAGCAACAAGGCAUUGAUUACAGUUGUCGAUCGACGUGUGCUCUCAUCUGAGCUGCUGUUUUAUCAUCUCCUCGGUUCACUUCGUACUGCGUGCCUGAAGCCUUUCUUACUGUGAACCCAUCAGGAAUACGAUACUGAACAGAAUGUCGCUAUAGAUGUUACAUAACUUUUGGAAAAACACCGUUUUGGCUGAUUCCCCCUGACAACAAAGACCAUCAUGUUGCUCAAAGACACUGCGCUCAUUGUUCUUCUGGUUUUUAGAACGGUAGUAAUUUACGACAUGUAUCAAUGGAUGCUGGCAUCAAGAAAGAAUUCUGCAAGAUUGAUGAUACAGUUAUGAGUCAUUGGUCUGACAGUUCAUGAUUCACAUGAUGAGAUGAGGUCAGUAGACAGCUGAGAUGCCACCCACAGUUCUGUCUGACACACACACACACACACACACACACACAUACAAACAAAGAUAGUAAUGCAAAACUAUUGGGGGAUUUUAAUUCAUCAUCAUUUCAGCUGAUCAAACCUUCUACAUGCACCAUGCCUGUUGGGUCAUUUAGAACGAAUGAUUGCAUUAAUCUGUGCCGUUAGACACGUAACCCGUGAGUGCGAAGUCCCAGUGAAAAACAGGCCGGUUGAAUUCCCGGUCACAUACGCACAGUGCGUGUGCAUUAGUGUCCUCCUCCCUGCUGUGUGGGGUCGUUGUGAUUUUAAGAAAAGGUCACGCCUGUAGUAGUCAUCUUCUGGAGUGAUUCUCGCUGCUUUGUUCCAGUAGUUUCAGAACGUUCAAUCUUAAGUUUUGGAAUAAUUAAUCACAACUAUUGUUUGGUACAAUUGUUUUAUUUGUGUAUCGUUAGUUUUUACAGUCGGAAUUAGCUGUACAGAUGAUUUGUGUUGUAAUAAUGUGCCUGAAGUUUCCUCUUAUUCACGUCACUAAUGGAGAAUGUUCUUUGACUUGAGCGCUUCACAAACCUUCAAUCUUUCAGUGGUUGAGUUUCUACUGUAACAAUGUACUUAUCAGAGAAUGACAACUAUGAGUGAUCAUUUUUCAACAUGUAUUAUUGAUUAAUAAUGAAUUAAAAUGUUUUUUUCUGAACUAUAUUAAUAAUAAAAACCCUUAA
Molecule: messenger RNA, 3846 nt
Organism: Salarias fasciatus (jewelled blenny)
Lineage: Eukaryota; Metazoa; Chordata; Actinopteri; Blenniiformes; Blenniidae
Gene: acox1
Product: acyl-CoA oxidase 1, palmitoyl
Exons: 14
Coding region: 140-2125 (661 amino acids)
Biological process (GO): fatty acid beta-oxidation using acyl-CoA oxidase; lipid homeostasis; very long-chain fatty acid metabolic process
Cellular component (GO): peroxisome
Molecular function (GO): fatty acid binding; FAD binding
Source: RefSeq, a predicted model, not a curated record